This is a messenger RNA of Quercus robur (English oak), 552 nucleotides long. RefSeq lists its product as uncharacterized. The record is from RefSeq and is a predicted model, not a curated record. NCBI's taxonomy places the organism in Eukaryota, Viridiplantae, Streptophyta, Magnoliopsida, Fagales, Fagaceae. The transcript has a single exon. The coding region runs from base 1 to 552 and encodes 183 amino acids.
AUGCAGGAAUCAGAAGCGCAAAUUUUAGGAGUGAAUGUGGCGUUUAAAGAGCCGGUGCACAAAAUUCUGGAUUGGAUUAAGAACGAAUCGUUCUUCAGGUGGUCGAACAAGAUGGGGGGUGACCCAUCUCGAAGGAAUCAAAAUUUGUACUGCACAUACCACAGGGAUAAAGGGCACACCAUCGAGCAGUGUUGGGUAUUAAAAGAUCAUCUGGGGCAACUAGUAAAAGCAGGGUAUCUAAAAGAGUUCAUAAUGGAUUCUAUAGACCGAGAUGUCGGCCAGGGUGUUCAACAGAAAAGGAAUCCCCUCCCACCACCACUGGGAGUGAUCGAAGUCAUCCACGCUACCCCGAGAGGUGCGGCCACAGUUAAGGGAGCAUUGACAGUGGCCUGCGCGGAGGGAGAAUCACCCCAGAAAAGGAUGAAAGUUGGUUGGCUGACGAUCUCUUUUGACGAGGAAGAUUUGGAGGGGACGAUCCAACCUCAUGAUGAUGCAUUGGUAGUAACAGCACGGAUAAGCGAGUUCUUGGUGAAAAGAGUGAUGAUAGACUAG